UUCUGGGUUUCAGAAAUCAUACUGCUGCUGCUUCCAAAUGAGCUGAGAAAGAUGCCAGCUGGCAAGGUUCAUCAAUCUCUGGGAUCAUCCAAGAUGCCCAAAGGAUUCCAGAGCAAAGUUGUAGCACCUCGCAAUCCUAAGCUGGUCAGAGAGGAAGAAAAGGCUAUGACUCUGACUCCCUCUGCCUUCCUGAAGGAGAUGUCUCUUACUACAGAACAGAAGCUGGCUAGCACUCAUGAAAUGCGACUGCCCCAGAUUAUCAAGCUUUUAGACAUGAGCGAAACCUCCCAUCAAAAGUUCUCAACAGUUGACGUGGACCAAAGCUUGUUUCAGCCAUUUCCAUCAGAAGUGGUAUUUCAGAACUAUACCCCUUGUGAGAUCUACGAAGUACCUCUGAUUCUGAGGAACAAUGACAAGGUUCCACGGCUGGUGAAAGUUGUCCUGGAGAGCUCACCUUAUUUUAGAGUGAUCAGCCCCAAUGACAUUGGUCACAAAGUGGCACCAGGGAUGCCAUCCACAUUUCGCAUCCUCUUCACACCUGAGGACAACAAGGAUUACUUCCACCAACUAACCUGCAUCACUGAAAGAGAAAAGUUUUUCAUACCAAUUCGAGCUAUAGGUGCCCGAGGAAUACUGGACUUUCCUGACCAGUUGAACUUCUCUACUUGCCCUGUCAAGUACAGCACUCAGAAAACUCUGCUGGUUCGCAACAUUGGCAAUAGAGAAGCUCGCUACCAGAUCACCACCCAGAGCCCUUUCUCUGUGGAACCCUCCAUUGGGACUCUAGGGAUAGGGGAAACCAUGCAGCUAAUGGUGGAGUUUCAGCCUCAGAAAAUAGGUAACCACUCCAAGGACCUGAUCGUGAACUAUGACACAGGUGAAGAUAUCCACAUAAGUAUGUAUGGAGCUGCCACAGAUGUCAACAUCAGGCUAUGCAAGAACUCCUUGACAAUCGAGAAGGCAUAUAUUACCCUGGCAAACCAGAGAUCGGUGGUCAUACAUAAUCGAAGUGAUAUCAUAGCACACUUCCAGUGGAAGGUUUCUGCAACUCAGGAAGAGGAGGAUCAACAAAAACAAAGGCUCUGUUACAGACAGCAGACCCAGGAAGACGAUGAGACUGAUCGAUUUCUAAAGGAAUGCAAUGCAGAUCCUACUCUCCGAGAACGCCUUUCCAUUCUCUCCCACAGUUUCCAGGACCACAGAAGAAUGGUGCAAGGAGAUUCUAUGCUCUUCUCUGAUAACAUCUUUACUAUUGAGCCAGUGGAAGGAGAUGUUUGGCCUAAUUCUACAGCUGAAAUUAAUGUGAUUUUUAAACCACGAGAAGCCAGAUUCUAUCAGCAAACAGUCUACUGUGAUAUCUCAGGCCGUGAGACCCGACUCCCCCUGCGUAUCAGAGGGGAAGGAAUGGGUCCCAAGCUCAUCUUCAGUUUUGACCAGCUAGAUAUUGGGAAGAUCUUCGUUGGGUCAACACACAGUUAUGAGGCAAUUCUGUCUAACAAAGGAGCCAUUGAUGCCCUGUUUAACUUGAUCCCUGCAUCUACUGCUCUUGGCUCUUGUUUCACCUUUGAUCCCAAGGAAGGCAUCAUUCUGCCAGGUGGGCUUCAAACCAUCCAAAUCUCGUUCAGUUCCACCAUCUUAGGAGAGUUCAUGGAGGAGUUUAGGUUCAACAUAAAUGGAUCACCCAAGUCUGUGAACCUGACUAUUAGUGGAUGUGUUAUUGGACCCACAUUUCAUUUCAGUGUACCAUUCCUAAAUUUUGGUGAUGUCUCUUUUGGAUUUCCUCAUACAUUAUCAUGUUGCCUCUGUAAUACAUCCUUGGUUCCAAUGACUUUUAACCUUCGCAUCCCUGGAGAUGGCCCCAGCGAUCCAAGUGUUACCAGUUUUGUUCAGAUUUCAGACAUCACAAGACCAUCCUGGAGGAAGGGACCCCAAGGAAAUGUCAAGCCAAAGGAAUUUACCAUAUUGCCUAGCAGUGGGACCAUCCGUCCUCAAGGAUUUCUGGACAUCCAGGUGACCUUAUGUUCCAACACUGUGAAGAAAUAUGAAACAGCGCUGGUGGUAGACAUAGAUGGCAUUGGAGAGGAAGUGCUAGCCCUCCUAAUUACAGCAAGAUGUGUUGUUCCGCCACUCCAUGUGGUUAACCCUGUUGUGAAAUUUGGGCGGUGUUUUCUGAAGUACCCUUACCAGCAAAUGGUGACACUCAUAAAUGACAAUGACCUUCCAGCAUGCUAUGGAGUUCUCCCUCAGGAAUAUGAGGAGAAGCCCACUGUUUUGUAUUCCAGCCCUGUGCCUUGUGGCAUUAUUCAGCCUCACAGCUCGGUAGAAAUCCCUUUAGCACUAGAAUCCCAGGUGACUGGAGAGCAGGACACUGCUGCAUACAUAGCUGUAUUUGGGAGCAAAGAAUCCCCACUGAAGAUCCAUUUAGUGAGUACUGGAGAAGGCCCAGUUAUCUAUGUGUAUCCCGCUCAGAUAGAUUUUGGCAACAUCCAGGUUUUAAAGGAUAUUUCCAGGACACUCCACCUCUCUAAUCAGACUGUUAUUCCUGCACGGUUUGGGGCACAGAUGGCUUGCAAUCACUCAACAUGGAGGAUUGAGCCCAGUGAAGGAGUAGUUCCUCCCGAGACACAGAUCCCAGUGACUCUGACAGCCAACUUGGAUGACACCAUGAAAUUCCAGGACAAAGUGAACUUGAUAAUAGAAAACAGCAACACCUAUGUGAUCCCAGUCCAGGCUACUGGCAUUGGUACCACUAUUGUCACCAACAAACCUUUUGCUCCAGAGUUCAACUUAGGACCCCACUUCAGUUUGGAUCCCUGCUCCUAUCACUUUAAGAUAACUAACCGUGGGAGAAGAACCCAUCAGCUCUACUGGACAACGGAAGGCUUCCCUCCAUUUCGUCAGCAUAACCAUGCUGUCAAUAAUACCAAAGGCAAAAACUCCCCCCAGAGUCCAGAGUCUCCUUCUCCUGUGUUUAAGCUUCAGCCAUUAAGGAUGGAACUAACACCAGGCAAGAGUAUGGACAUGAUUUUGGAAGGCGUCUCCAAUACCCCUAAGGUAGUAAAGGAACGGUUGAUAUGCCAUGCCAUUAUAGGGAAGCAGUCUGGAAAGGAGCGGAUAAUGACAGUGGAUGUCACAUGUGAAUUCAUUGCACCUGUUCUGCACCUCUCCUCCAAAGAAAUCACUUUUCGAGUAGAGAAGCACCCCAGUGAUGUUCUGACUCCACAGUUUGAACCUCUGAUCUUAAAGAACAUUUCCUCUCUGCCACUCAAUGCCCUUUUGUCUGUACGAGAACCCUUUUUCCUCUGUGAUAUGGGCCAUCAAAUGCUGCCUGCAGAGGCGCAGCCCAUGAAGCUGGUGACUGGUGAGGAACAGCAUCUUUCCAUCAGGUUUGAUCCUGCCUACAAAGAUGAUCGGAACAGCCGGGUAGCAGAGGAGGUCUUGUUUAUUAAAUUCCUGGAGCAUCCUCAUGAGGAGCAGGUCAGCCUUCGAGGAGAAGUACACUUCCCAAAUCUCCAUUUCCAGACCAUAGACUUGGAUUUUGGCUGUAUCUUGAAUGACACUGAAGUCAUGCGUUACAUUGAAAUGACCAAUUACAGCCCACUUCUUGUCAAGUAUCGCUGGUCCUUCCUGACAGAUGACCAUGGGAACCAGAUAAGGUUCAACCCUGCAGGACAUAAAUCUCUCAUUGAGCUUGAACCAACAACUGAGCAAGAAGCACAGACAGAGCCGCAGCCAACUCCUGAACAUGCUGACAGCUUUGUGAGAGAUGCAGGUAAGAAGAAACACCCUAACAGUGCGAAUGAAGAAGAGAUGUCUCCCAAAGAGCCAGCGAAUAGGACAGCUUCCACAGAAAUAAAGUUGUUAACUUGUGGCAUCAAAGAGUUAGACGGUGUUUCUCUGACUCAGAGUCCAGUGGAGCUCAAUGAAUCACUGUGUUUGGAGGAAGCAGAGGAACUGCUCACCACUGGAGUGGAAGAAGUGUUUGACAUCUUACCUCUCUAUGGAAUUCUCCAACCAAAUGACAGCCAGCAGGUAUCAUUCAGCUUUUAUGGGCAUGCUGAUAUUGCUGCCCAUGCAAAAGCACUGUGUGAGGUAGAGGGAGGCCCUACCUACGAGAUCAAGCUGAGGGGAGAGGCUUCCCUUGUCCGUUACAUGUUCGACAUAAAGGAGAUUAACUACGGGAUGCAGCUAUUUGACCAAGUCCUUGAAGCAGAAAUCAAACUGAAGAACAGUGGGAAGGUUGGUUUUGACUUCACUGUGCUAAACACCAGCCAGGCCUCUGUGGAUAACCCUCCCCCUGGAGUGCCUCUUGUCCUGCCUGCCAUGGGUUACAUUGAAUCAGAAAAAGAGCAGGUGCUGAAGGUUUAUUACCUGCCUGGAGUGCCUGAGGUCUUCCACAGGACAUUCCAGAUACAAGUGGCCCAUCUGGAGUCUGAGAGCAUCACCCUCAAAGGAGAGGGGACCUUUCCCAGAAUCUGCUUAGACCUGCCCAGAAACAUCAGAGGAAAUGAAAAGUAUGAGAAUGUCCUCAAGGAAGCAAAACAAAACAUGGAGCAAGAGCCUCAGAGAGAUGAAGGCCUCAGCCACACAGAGGCCACAGCUGCCGAGCCACCCGUGGACAAUUCCAGCACCAUGUUAGACACCUGGCUGCAGAUGGAAGUGGAGCGGCUACUGAUACAAGAGCAUGCCCUGGAACAGCAGAAAGCUCUCACGUAUGAUGGCCUGAAAGACACUGCUGUCAGCCAACGCACUCGCCGAAAACUGGUCAAAGCGCAGCUUCCUGAGUACAUCUUGGACUUUGGCUACAUCAUUCUUGGUAACAUCCGAACCCACAUUGUCAAAAUCACUAACACCAGCCAGUUCCCUGUGUCCUUUCAAGCAGACAGACGCACCCUGCAUGAUACAGGUUUCAGCAUAGAACUGGACCGUGUAAAGAACCUGCCCUACUGUGAGACAGAAACUUUUGAAGUGAGGUUUGAUCCCCGCAGCACAAGCCUGCCGCUUGGCGAAGUGGAAGUACUUCUGCCCAUAAAGGUUGUGGGUGGACCAACGUUUCACAUCUGCCUUCGUGCCAAUGUGAUCAUGCCGUCACUCUGCAUCUCCAGUGACAAACUGGAGUUCUCCUCAGUCCAGUGUGGGGAGUGCCAAAUAGAGACCAUCCAGCUUCACAAUCAGCUUCAGGUUACUUGUGAAUGGUUCAUCACCACUAAUGAGCACAUUAAAAAGGUAGACAAACAUUUGCCAUUGAGCCUACGGCGGAAGCUGCGCCAGGAGUUCAAGUCUAAGCCCCGGAUCUUUGAGGUCAUCCCCUCCUCUGGAAUUCUUGCUCCAGGGGAGCGACUCAAUCUACAGGUCAAGUUUGCCCCAGCAGAAGAGAGGUUUUACAGCACCCAGUUGACAGUUCACAUUUCCCAGAGCAGCCAACGCCUGCCGUUGCUGGUCUCUGGGUAUGGGCUGGAGCCACGUCUGGAGUUUAACCCCUCAGUGCUUGAGUUGGGACCCAUGCUGCCUUAUAGUAUUGGUGAUGAAGCAGAGGUGGUAGUAAAAAACCCCUGCAAGUUUCCCAUUGAGUUCUAUUCCUUGGAGUUUGACCAGCAGUACCUGGCUGAGGAGAAGAUUCUGCGAAUGCUGAAAGGCUAUGAUUCCCAUAAUAUCUUGCUCCUGCCGCCUCGCAUCCCAGGUGAAAAACUUCCUCCAGAAGUGCUUGAGUGUUACAACGAACAGAAGAAGAUACAAGAUGAGCAGGCUAAAACCAAAAUGGUGGAGGCAGUAAAGCAAGAGAAUGAUGAUGAAGAUAGCCUGUCUCUGUCAGAGCAUGGAGCGAAGCACUACCUUUCCGAGAGCGCGCAUACUGCCUCUUUCUGUGCCUCGGUCAUUCGCUCUGCCUCCCUCAUUGAGGAGAGUCGAAUCCACAAGGCAGACUCUAAACUUGAACAAGAUGAUGAUGAAGAGGAAGAUUUUGAAAAAGAGAAUUGGCAAAGCAUUGAUGGCAGCUGCCAAAGGGCAGUGGGAGAAUUAGACAAUAAUCCGGUAUCCAGAGCCAUAGCUCGCCACCUUGGCAUUGAUAUCUCUCCAGAAGGCCGUGCAGCCAGGAACCGCAGAGGCAUUGUCAUUAUAGUCCAUGGAGCUCCUCUUACAGGAAAGACUUCUACAGCUGUCACCCUGGCCAAACACUACAGCACUGCCUGCUUGUCCGUUGACUCUGUGGUAAUGGAAGCCAUCUCAGACAGGAGCAGUUCAGCAGGGCUUCGCGCAAGGGAGCUGUGUAUCAAGGCCACCAUAGAGCAGGCACAGCGGGAGGCAGAGGAGGCUGCAGGUCAGUCGACUGAGCUCUCUGGAGUGCCAGCACCUCUGAGCACAAGACUGAGCAUUGAGGCUUUGGCCAAGCACACUUCCGAGGGUAGUCAGCAGAGCUCCGAGAGUAAAACUGGGCCACAGUCUGUUACCUCCCGGGGCUAUAGGGGAAGUACAGCAACAGGGAGGGGGAGGUCCGAAGGCCAUGCAUCUCUGUCACAGAAGCAGCAGCAGCAGCAGCAGCAGCAGCAGCACCAGUCAGAUCAAACAGGAUCACAGGUUCCCUCCAGCCCAGUUCCCAGUGCUCCUAUCCAGCGACGGCUCAGCAUCAGUGCCAGUGUAGCAGGAGAGGUUGGCCUGAUGAGCUGUAUACUUCCUGAUGACUUACUGGUGGAGAUCCUCUCGGAAAGGAUGCAGCUGAGUGACUGCUAUCGGGGUGUGGUAUUUGAUGGACUCGAGACUCUCUUCACACGUAGUAUGUCUUCUGCUCUCCUCUGCUUACUCAAAGCUAUCAACAACCGGCGGUACAUCUUCUUCGUGAACCUGUUCCAGGAUUAUGUUGCCAUGAAAGCCAGGGAGAAGGCCAAGAUAGAGCAGGAAGAAUGGGAAAAGAAGGAAGCUAUUGCAAGAGAAAAGGCUCGUCUCCAGGAGAUGGAUGAGGAAGAAUAUGAUGCCCUCACUGAGGAACAGAAAAUUCAGUUUGAUAAUGAAUUGCUUCAGGCCCUACGGGAGCGGAAAAGGAGGGAGAUGGAGAAGCUGGCUCGAGAACUUGAGGAAAAGAGGCAGCAACAAGAGCUUGAGCGCCUGCGAGAGGAGGAAGAGAUGAAGAAGAAGAGCAAGCGAUGGAAGAGGGAGAUAAGCAAAGAAAAAGAUGAGCCCUCAGGAAAGAAAAGCCAGCUUGGAAGCAAGCAGGUUGCUGCUCAGUCCACUACCAAUAAAUCAGACUUCAGGCUGAAUGAAGGAGUAGAAAGGAAAGUGUCCACGAAAGAUCGUCCUGAUUCUGUUUCAAAUGACAAGGAGGAGAAGAAAAAGAGGAGCAAACUCACUCUACAGGAGGUAGUCCUGCCAGGGACACUGCCUCCUCCCAUCCCAGAACAGGAGGAAAUGGAAAAAGAGGUGCUGAGUGACAGUGAAAAGAGUUUGGCCCAGAGGUUUAAGGUCUAUGAUGCUGCACAGAAGGACAUUACCCAGAUUUUGCUGCUCUGGGACCGGGCACAAGGCAUUCUGCUGCCACCCCCAAAUCUUGAUGAGACUCAGCAUGAAGCAGAAGAUCAGCGUCAGGCACCAUCAGGUCGGAAGGGCCGCAAGGACAGGGAAAGGGAGCGUCAGGAACGACUGGAAAAGGAGAGAGCAGAGAAGGAGCGGCUGGAGAAGGAGAGAGCAGAGAAGGAGCGGCUGGAAAAGCUAAAAGCCCUAGAAGACUCCAGGGUGUUUGGGCUGGAGAAGGAAGUAGUGGAAGGAGCAGACAAAGACCAGGAAGGAAAGAAGGAUGUGGGGGUGCCAUGCCUGGAGUUCCAGGUGCUGAGCUCUGAGGAAUCCAGUGGGAAGAGGAUCCUAGAGAGUGGCAGGUUACCUGAAAUAGAGCAGAUCCUAGAUGGCUUGGGGCUGGGUCCCUCAGGGCCACCGAUUCCUCCUACUGCCUUUUUCUCUGUGAUUUCCUACCCGGAGAGACGGGCGGCCCCUGUGGCAGGAGAAGCUCUCAAACACUUUGCCUUCAUUGUGCCAGAAGAUAUGAGUAUUGAGGAAGAAAAAAAGGAUGCUGAAAGCAAUGCAGAUGCGACCAUCUCUGUCCCUACAAUGAAGGAGGAACAGGCCACUCCAACCAAAGGCCGACAGAAGAAGGACAAAGCAGAGCCCAGUCGUGAGGCUCAAAAGGAUAAGCGCAGCACAGGUCGCAGCAGGAAGGGCCUUCCAGGAACAGCCCCCGGACCACUGACACCUCUGACUGACCUAAACCAAAGCACCAUGAGUGGGGGACAGUCCCAGGAAAAGUUCCUCAGGUUGAGCAGCUUCCGCUGGGUAGUACCUGCUCAUGGAGAAGUGACCCUGAAGAUACAUUUUUCCUCCAUUGUCCCAGGGCAAUUUGAUCAGACCUUGAACUUUGAGAUCUUGGGCACAUGCCGUCAGUAUCAGAUUUACCUCAGGGGUAUAUGCACUUAUCCUACCAUCAGCCAGGACCCCAGGGUGGUAUUUCCCCACCGGAAGAAGUGUGUGAAACCUGAUGACAUCAUCUUCAAACAGUAUGUCACGAGCACAGGGGUAUUCCAUUUUGGCCCACUGCUCUGCGGAAAGUCAAGAGACCGGUACAAGGCUCUCCGAUAUCCCAGUAACUUUGAGAAAAUAACCAUCCUCAACAUAUCCCCUUUGGAAGCAGAGGUUCACUUCUGCUUCCAGCAUGAUUUCAAGGCAAACACGUACCUCUUGGACCCACCCACCAUGACACUGAAACCCAAUGAAAAGCAGGAGCUGAGCAUAUGGGCAUACCCUACUUCUGCUGGCAUAUUCGAAGACAGCAUUGUCUGCUGCAUUAAAGAGAAUCCAGAGCCAGUGGUUUUCAGUAUCUGCUGCCAAGGAGUGCGUCCAGAAUUGGAGCUUGACCGCAAGCAGCUGCAUUUUGAAAAGCUACUCCUGCACAGGAAAGACAGCAAGGCACUUUUUCUGAAGAACAGCACCCCUCUACCUGUAGCCUGGCGAAUCAGUGGCCUGGAGAACCUGGGGGAUGAUUUCUCUGUGCCACAAGAUCAGGGCAUCAUUGAUCCCCACUUGGAGUUUGCCCUGCAGCUGAAUUUUAGGGCCACAAAAGCUCUUAACAUUAAGAAGACCAUCCGACUGGAGGUUUCAGAUGCAGAAAACAUCCUAGGAAUUGUUCAGAUUGAAAACAUCCAAGUCCAUGCUGAAGCCUAUGAUGUUGCCCUGGACAUCAGUUUCCCCAAAGGGACAGAUGGUGGUUUGGAUUUUGGGGUCAUGAGAGUCCUCGAUGAAGGUAGGCAACAGCUGUCCCUGAAGAACAAAGGAAAAUAUGAGAUUGGGUACAGUUUCAUACUACAAUCCAGUGAAGCCAACCUAACAAAUUUGAAGUCUCUCUUCACUAUCCAGCCCCAAAAAGGGACGCUUGCUGCUGUUGACCGUCCCACUCAGGUCCAGCUCACCUUUCACUCCAGGAAGGAAGUAAAGAUUGAGGACAAGCCAAUCUUGCACUGCCAGGUUAUUGAGCCCAAUGUCUGUGAAGGGGGAGAGACCAUCGCCAGCAUUCCCAUCCGCGUGUCAGUCAGUUCUUUGUUCAGCAAGUACAGCAUCUCCCCUGCCUCAUUCAUCAAUUUUGGCUCCAUGAUGAAUGGCACACGCAAGACCUGCACCUUCGUGCUGGAGAACAAGGGAGCCCUUGACUUUAAAUUUGUCAUCUUAAAACUAAUGAGAGAUGUGCCCAUCCUGCCAAGAAAAGGAACAUCUCAUCUCAAGCACUCCCGUUCCCGUGAGAGUGACACAGCAGGCAAAAUCUUUCUUGCUGGUAAACAGAGCAAGCGUACUGAAUCUCUGCAGAAGGACAUCAACCUUCUUGUGCAGGCUCGUUUGACCUUAGGUAUGUUCACAGUAUACCCUGGAUUUGGAUCUAUUGCUUCAGGAGGCCAGCAGGUCAUCACAGUGGAUUGCUUAGCAGAGCCAGUGGGAAAGUGUGAGGAAUUCCUGGCAAUUGACAUCACUGACAAAGACCCUGAAGACAACCCCGGCGGUGUCCCUUACACCCUGAUGGCUGAGUCGUGCCUGCCAGCCUUUGUAGUUGAUGACAUUGGGUCCAUUUUUGAGGAACAUCGCAUCUGCAGCAACAUCAACCUUUACCAAAUUCUGCAGACUGUGGAAGAUGAAGGGGUGUUUGUGUCAGAUGAGAAUAAAUUUAUCUUCACGAACGUCCUGGUUGGGCACCAGGCAACAGCUCGGUUCAAGAUCUCCAAUGUAGGCAAAAUUCCCUGUGAUGCAUUUCUUGCAGUCAAACCCAUCUCCAGCAAGGCUGCUGCGCGCAUUAAUGACAUCUUUGAGGUGGAUCCUGUUCGGAUGUGUAUCCCUAGCCGCUCCCAUGCCUUUGCGACAGUAACCUUCACUCCUCAGACGAUGCAGAGCUACCAGUGCAUUUUUGAAGCUUCCAUUGAUGGACAGCCAAGCUUGGUCAGUAAAUCACGAAAUUUAACAUUUGAUAUCACUGGUGAUGGGAACCUCCCCCGAGUGACCAUCGUGCGUCCUGUCCUCCGCAACAAACGAGGGAACCCACUGCUGCUCUUCAAGAGGCUCCUGCUAGGCCACUCGGAAAAACUUCCACUCAUCCUUAAAAACAGUGGUGUUAUACCUGUUCAGAUGAUGAUUGACCUGCUGGAUGAACAAGGAGUUUUCUCACUAAAAGCCAAGCCAACCACAAACUGCCUCUCUCUGGCUCAGAAUGAGGAGGAGGAAUCCACUAGGGAAGGAAGGAAACCACAUACUGCAUCCCUUAUCCUGCAUAAUGGGGAAUCAGUGGAGUUCGAUGUUUUUUUCAAACCCAGCAUUGCCCAGCGGGUGGAAGGGAAGAUUCAUCUGUUAGUGGUGGACAACCAGUAUGAGGAGACCAACAUUCAGAUGGUGGGCGAAGGCUACCAGGAUGAUAUCACACUAGAUAAUAUCCAUGGGCUCAUAGACAGCAUUGAGGAGAAUGCUGAGGGGCAGCUGGAAGAUGACAUUGUGGAGGCUACCAAAGCAGAUCAUAUUCAGUUUGGGGACUGUCACAUUGGGAAGCCCUACCAAGUGACCUUCUCAGUAACCAACCGCAGCAAAGCAGACGUGAUGAGGUUCGAAUGGCCCAGUGGCACUCCAUUUAACUUCUCCCCCCAGGUUGGCCAUCUCCACACUGGCUGUGCUAAAGACAUAACUGUGACCUUGAAAUCCAGUGUUCCUGUCACCUUCAAAAUGCACACAGUGAAGUGUAAGGUGUGCAGAAUCACCUUUCAUCUCCCAGCAGACCAGGUCUCUGAUUGGGAUGACCGCCUGCACACUGUCAAGUGGGUGGAUGCCACAAGAAGCCUUCCAAAUGUAUGCCCCACAAAGAAGAAGGUGAUAGAGACAGACCCUGAACCUGUGCACACCAUUGUGGAGGACAGCAGCCUAGAGCUAGACCUUCGACUCAGUGCUGUUGUUGAUUAUACCCAGUUCAAGCUGGAGACCAAGGAGGUGCAGUUCAAGGAGACCUUGUUGUUCCAGACCAGGAUGUUCAAGUUCAAAUUAGCCAACAAGGGGAAUGUGGCACUAGAGUACUCCUGGAAGAUGGUCAUGGAGGACAACAGGAGGACAGUCAACUUUCCAGAGGAACCUUCACCACCCAGUCCUGAAGGAGAGCCCCCAUCUGCAACAUCUGCUGUCUCCACCAAAAUGCAGUCCAGCCAAGUAACCAGCCAGCUAGGAACUGUUCUGGAAAGUGUCGUCUCCUUCCUGUAUGCUGCCGCUGCUCACCCUCCAUUCUCCAUAGAACCCAGCAGUGGUGUCAUCACAGCUGGAAAGAAGCAGCUGUUCCAGGUGAAAUUCUCCCCACUAGAAGUGGGAGAAUUUGAGGGCCAAAUCAUUUGCAGUAUCCCUAAUCUAAAGCCAAAUUGUGAAAGCCCAGUAGUAUCUGUGAAGGGGAGAAGCCUGCUGCCCUACUGCCAUUUUGAGUUGGAAGACUCUGACUAUAUUACCGCCAACAGGCGCAACCCAGAGCUGCGAGGGCCCAAGGGGGGCACACUGGAUCCCAACACAAGGGUGAUUGAGUUUGCCUCUGUUGGGGUGCGUGCCCGGAACAGAAGGGCCUUCACUCUCACGAACCCCACCAGUUUCACCUACUCCUUCCAGUGGACUUGUGAAGAGACAAGAGACCUGCGAGAGAAACCAGUUUUCUACUGUCUGACAGAAAAGGGCCAGAUCCGGCCUGAUAAGAAAGUGGAGGUCUCAUUUGAAUUCAUCCCCCAGCACCUGGGUAUCACAGAAUCAUUUUGGACCUUCACAAUCCCAGAACAGAACAUUUCAGUCCCAUUCCUGUUGGUGGGCAACACCACUGACCCAUCUGUAUCUCUGGACAGAUCCCACCUGAACUAUCAAUCUCUCUUAGUAGGACAUGAGGCCCACAAGACCAUUCAACUGAUUAACAAUGAAAAUAUGACCUUCAGCUUUGCUUUCAGAGACAGCUCUCGCUAUUCUGAGGGAUACAUUAACUUCCUGACAGUGCAGCCCAUGGAAGGCUCUGUCCUACCUCAUUCAAGCCUUCCUGUCACUAUCCUCUUUACACCAGCACUGGAGGGAGAGGUGAGCUUCAAUCUUAUCUGUGAUGUCAAGAGGAAGACCCAGCCCCUCUCCUUAAAUGUCAAAGCUGUUGGCUACAGCAUGAAUGUUUCAGUCAGGUGUGAAGAAAGCAACGGCCUGAUCACCGAACUGAGUGUGCAGGAGACCAACAUCAUCAAUCUCAAGGAGGUGGAAAUAAAUGAACAUGCUCAGUGCAGCUUCUAUAUCCUGAACACUGGGAAGUUCAACUUCAGUUUCUUGUGGGAGUUUUCUGGUCCCAAAGUGUUGCAGCGUUACCUCGCAAUCAACCCUGAGAGGGGCAUUGUGGAUGCAGGGGGUCAAGCCCAGGCCCUGCUGACUUUUCACCCUCUAAAGACAUGCACCUUAAAGGACAUAGAGCUGAAGCUACAGAUCAGCAAUGGCCCUACAUUUAGCUGUGUGCUCCUGGCUUCUGUAGUGGUACCCAGCAUUCACUUCUCCUUCACUAAAAUCAACUUUGGAACCUGCUUCAUCUACUAUGCAGGAAUGCCUCUGGCCAGAAAGACCCUCACCAUCACAAACAAGGAGGACAAAGAGAUUAGCUUAGACUGCUUGUUCAGCAACACAGCCCACCUUGAGGUGGGCUUCCAGGCUGAUGUGCUGAAUCCUGGAGAGAAGAUAGAGGUUCCGAUCACUUUCUAUCCCAGGGAGGCUGUUUCCUACCAUGAAAUCAUCCCCUUUGAAAUCAAUGGUCUUUCCCAACAGACUGUUGAGGUCCUUGGGAAGGGCUCAGAGAUGAAGAUUGACGUUGUGGAACCACAAAGCAAAGUGGUGAAAUUUGGAGCCCUCACUGUGGGGCAGACUAUGAAGAAGACUGUCAGAAUAGCGAACAACAGUGUUGCCCCUCUUACUUUUAACUUAACUUUCAUGUUCACUAUGCUUGAGCUGCAGGAAUCUAAGGUUCUCAGCUUGUCUCCUUCCAGUGAAAUAACUCUGAAGCCCAAAGGAGAUACCUGCACUGUAGAGGUGAUCUUCUCCCCGAAGUGCCGCAUUCCACAGUUCACAGAGGAGGUGAUGCUCGAGUGCAAUGGGCUGGCGCGCUCCCUGUUCAUGGUCUGGGGCUGCUGCCAGGGCAUUGAAGUGAGUUUGGACCAGGAGCACAUCCCUUUUGGAGCAGUGGUGCAGCAGAGCAAAGCUUCACGGCGCAUCAUCAUGCAGAACACGGGAGACAUGGGAGUCAAGUUUAAGUGGGACACCAAGAGCUUUGAGCCAGAUUUCUCCAUCAGUCCCGUGGAGGGCUAUAUCUCCCCAGGCAUGGAUGUCCCCCUUGAGGUGACUUUUCACCCCUGUGAGCUGAGCCAGGAGAUCCACUAUGACAACCUGCAGUGCUACAUCCAGGGCAGCAAAGCACUCAAGCUGUCUUUGACUGGAUGUUGUGUGAACAUCCCAACGACAAAAGAGAUCCUGAAUUUCACAUGCCAAGUGCGUGGAAAACACACCCAGACCAUCAUGCUGUCCAACCGGAGUAACCAGCCAUGGAGCUUGCAGCCCAUCAUUGAGGGGGAACAAUGGAAAGGGCCAGAAUUCAUCAGGGUGGAGGCUUAUCAACACAACAAGCCCUAUGAGAUCACUUACAGACCCCUCAGCAUGAAUGUAGAGAACAAGAAGCAUCAGGGCUCCAUCUUCUUCCCCAUCCCAGAUGGGACAGGCUUGCUGUACCUCCUGCAGGGCACUGCAGAGCCCCCCAAGUCUUCAGGGUCCAUCAUUCGAGAGGUGCCAUGUAAAACUUCCUACACUGAACUGAUCCCUGUGUCCAACUGGCUAAACAAACCACAAAGAUUCCAUGUGAUAGUAGACAUGAUAAAGCCAGAAAAGCUAGACAAUACCACCGCGCUGAAGGGACUUGACUACCUUGAUGUGCCAGCUUCCUCCAAGAAGGACCACAAGCUCACAUUCUUCUCCUACAAGGAAGGGCUAUACAGUGCAAAGGUAACCUUUCGCAACGAGGUGACGCAGGAAUACUUGUUCUACUUUGUCACCUUCAAGGCCAUUCCUUCUGGUCCAAUUAGCACCAUCGAGAUGAUGACCCCAGUCCGGCAGAGCAUAUCCUCUUCUAUCAAGGUUGAAAACCCCCUUCUCAUUCCUGUGACAUUUACUACAGACUGCAAGGUGCCUGAUAUCAACCUCCCCCCACAAUUCAUCAUUCCUGCCCAGUCUGAGGGGGUGCUUGUUUUUGAAUUCCAGCCCCUUAAAAUUGGGGAAGUCAGUGGACGCCUGACACUGCAGAGCAGCGAUUUGGGCUCCUUCCAGUAUGAUCUGAACCUGAAAGCCAUCACAGGCAGGCCAGAGAAGCCACUCUAUUUCCGCACCAUGCUGGGCAGCAGCCAGAUCAUCACCACCAAGUUCAUUAACUAUACGCGCCAGAGAGUAGAGUAUACCACCAAGAUUGACUGCCCGGACUUCCAUGUAGACAAAGUCAUCAGUGCAGCUCCAGGGUCCCAAGGAGGCACAGAUGUCAGUGUGGAAAUAAUCUACGAACCCUGCCAGCUGGGUGAAUCCAGAGCAACCCUCCACCUUUCCUCCCCCAUUGGAGGAGAAUAUACCUUUCCACUCUUCGGCACUUCGGUACCCCCCAAACCUCAGGGCCCCUUUCAGAUCAAGGCCGGUUCCAGCACUUCAAUCCCUUUCAAGAAUGUAUUCUUGCAGCACACAACCUUCAUCUACCAUGUGGACAGCCCAGCUUUUACCAUCAAAGCCUCUGAAAACAUCCGCUCCAAGAAAAGCAUCUCCAUCACUGUUUCUUUUGAAGGAAACCCCACUGGCAGCAAAAUGCCAGUCACCAGCAGGCUGGUCAUCUCCUGCGCCUGGGCUGCACAUGUGGGGGCAGGCAUCUCCUGGGUUUAUUACUUGAAGGGCAUAACGCCCGAGAAGUGAUCCAGUGGCACGUGGACAGAGCAGCACUAUCCUAAUUCCUAAGUGUCCUUAGUAUUCUUUAGCAGCCAGGCAUUUCUUCCCCUCCCCCACAACUGGCCUCAAUCCCCCACAUGAUUCACAGCCCUCAGUGCCCUCACUUAUCUUUCAAGAUCUCAACCUUCCUAUUCAACAGCCUCUUUGUGUAGAACAGAAUCUUUUUACAACUCUGAAGUGCCUUGGUAGUGAAAACCAGCUCUCAAAUAAAUUCACCACUCUUUUCUUCAGGACAAAAAAUAUUUUUAUAUCUCUGGAAUCAGUUUUGCAGUCCUCACCUAAGCAGAAAUCCCAGCAAAAUUGAUGCAUGGAGGUCUGCCUGUAGAAGGACUGCAGGACGGGACAUAAAAUGCACCCUCUUCUACACAAUAUAGGUUGUCUUGUUUAUUACUGCAACACAACUAAUAUAUAGUUUUUACCUCCCAGCAGAGCAAAUUAAAAAGUCCCUUUAUUACUGAAACAACUCAACAAUUGUAUUCCUUGUCCUUGCCAUAAUACAAUUGCUAAUCUAUUUACUGCAUUGUAUGACCCUCACAAUAUACAAGGUCCACAAAAAGCCUAGGGAACCAUGUGACUGUUACAGUUAUGCAGGUUAAGAUUCACUCCUCAAUCUUCCCUCUUAUCUGCUAAGUAAAAACACUUGCACCUGAAGGAAGACUCCUCCUUUGGAUUUAUUUUAAAAGUUCCUUGGACACCAGCCAGGAAUGAGCUAAUAAAAUCAGAGACGUGGAGAUUCAUGGUAGGUGGGUAUGGCAGAUUUCAAGACAGAUUUCAAGAUUAGCUCAACCCAAGAGCACCUCAGCUUUUCAUAAGGUGGCAGAAGAGAGAGUUCACCAAUGAAUUCCCCUUAUUAUCCAGACAUUGGCCAGAUCUUCUGACACUUCCCAGCUGAACCCAUAAGUAACUGGGCUUACUGUGGCAAUGCACAUUUUUUUUUACCAAGUUUGCUUAUUUGCUGUAUGAAAACGUAUUUUGGAAUAAAGCUAGUUCAGCAA
Gavialis gangeticus (Gharial) is the source of this 16508-nucleotide messenger RNA. RefSeq names its product HYDIN, axonemal central pair apparatus protein (gene HYDIN). The transcript has 85 exons. Bases 52 to 15480 code for a protein of 5142 amino acids. Gene Ontology annotation, biological process: cilium movement; axonemal central apparatus assembly. Lineage: Eukaryota; Metazoa; Chordata; Crocodylia; Gavialidae. Gene Ontology annotation, cellular component: axoneme. The record is from RefSeq and is a predicted model, not a curated record.